Tetrahymena thermophila SB210 is the source of this 402-nucleotide messenger RNA. RefSeq names its product transmembrane protein, putative. The record is from RefSeq and is a predicted model, not a curated record. The transcript has a single exon. NCBI's taxonomy places the organism in Eukaryota, Ciliophora, Oligohymenophorea, Hymenostomatida, Tetrahymenidae.
AUGAUAUAUUAUAAUUUAUAAUUGAUUUUUACACUUAUAGAAUAACUCUAGAUGAUUUUAAAUCGCAAACAAAAAUAGUAUCAAACCUCUCAAAGAAGUGAAAAGGUUAGUUGCAACUUCUAUUUAUAUGGUUAUAAACCUAAUAAUUUAAACCAAAUUUACAUCAUCAUUAAUUCUCAGCUUUUUUUUUUAAUUAUAAUAAAAUUCCUUCUUUAAAAAACACAAAAAAAAUUGUAAUUUUUAGUUGUUUAAAUUUCCAUGCUUUUGCAGCUUCUAAUGUUUAUAUUUUGUUUCUCAUUAACCAAACUCAAAUUUUCAAAAAAGGUAUUUUAUUAAAUUUUUUUAUCUUCCCCUUUUUUCAUUCAUUCAAUAAUCAUGAUAAGAGUUUUCUUUUAUUGGUGA